This is a messenger RNA of Drosophila bipectinata, 2518 nucleotides long. RefSeq names its product Larval serum protein 1 gamma (gene Lsp1gamma). Lineage: Eukaryota; Metazoa; Arthropoda; Insecta; Diptera; Drosophilidae. The record is from RefSeq and is a predicted model, not a curated record.
AGGCAACAGACUUUAGGUGUUGGUCCAACAGUGAACCAAAACCGGAGCAGUUGAAGAAUCCUAAAGCAGAGAAAAGACAGGACGAAGACAGGAUGAAGCUGACCCUAGUGCUAUUGGCCCUCGUGGGCUGUGUGGCCGCCUUCAGCGUGCCCACCCCCCAGGUGAAGAUCGCCGACAAGACCUUCCUCGAGAAGCAGAAGUUCCUCUUCGAGAUCGUCUACCGCGUCGAGGAUCCCCUCAUGUUCGAGGAGUGGAUCAAGUUUGGCUCCAAGUUCAUCUACGACAAGAGUUUCUACACGAAUUACGAUGUCUACAUGGAGAAAUUCUACGAGUCCUACAAGCUGGGCGCUCUGCUGCCCAAGGGCGAGUUCUUCGGCGCUCUGGUGAAGACCCACAUUAAGCAGGCCUACGGUCUGUUCAACUUCUUCUACUACGCCAAGGACUGGGAGACCUUCGUGAGCAACGUCGCCUGGGCCCGCAUCCACGUGAACGAGGGCAUGUUCAUCUACGCCCUGACCCUGGCCGUCAUCCACAAGCCCGAGUUCCAGGGCCUGAUCCUGCCCCAGAUCUACGAAAUCUUCCCCCAGUACUUCUUCAACAGCAAGUUCGUGUACGAGGCCGAGAAGUUCGACUAUGAGGUCUUCAGCAAGCUGACCAUGUACGAGAAGGAGUACAAGGACAUCCUGUACAAGGACUACAGCAAGUUCACCGGCAACUUCUACUUCUACACCAAGGACUGGAAGACCUUCCAGUGGUACAAGAUGAUGGGUCUGGACCAGGAGUGGUACGUCGAGGACAAGUACUUCCUGCGCGAGAACUUUGCCGAGUUCGCCAACGAUCCCAAAUACGUCGAUGUGAUGCAAGGCCUGAAGAAGUUCUACUUCCCCGUUGACUACACCCGUGACAUUGACUUCUUCAACGAUCAGACCAAACUGAGCUACUUCACCGAGGAUCUCGGCUGGAACGCCUACUGGUACUACCUCAACAUGGACUACGCCUUCUUCCUUGACGGCAAGAAGUUCGGUUUGGACAAGGACCGCCGCGGCGAGUGGUGGAUCUACAACGUCCAGCAGAUCCUGGCCCGUUACUACCAGGAGCGUUUGGCCAACGGCUUCGGCGAGAUCCCCGAGUUCUUCUGGUACAAACAGAUCGAAUACGGCUACGAUCCUCAGCUGAUCUACUACAACGGCGUCGGCUACAGCUACCGCAAGAACUACUACGACUUCUACACCUACGGCAACUUCGAAAUGUUCGGCAAGAUCCAGAACUUCUUCAGCAAGAUCUACAAGGUCCUCGAGACCGGAUUCUACAAGACCGCCGACGGUCAGGUGAUCGACCUCCACAAACCCGAAGCCGUCAAGUUCAUUGGCAACUACCUCCAGGGCAACACCGACACCUACGACAAGUACUUCUUCAACUUCUACUAUGUGCUCUCGCACAUGUACUUCGCCGAUGUGGAAUACUACGAUGUGGAUGUGUUCCCCAACGUGUUCCUCAACUUCGAGACCAUGAUGCGCGAUCCCUUCUUCUACACCUUCUACAAGAAGUUCACCGACGUGUUCUACCAGUUCAAGUACUACCUGGGCCCCUACACCCAGAAGGAUCUCUUCUACGAGGGCGUGACCAUCAAGGAUGUGACCGUCAGCAAGCUGGUGACCUACUACGACAUCGUUGACUUUGAUGUGACCAACCUGCUCAACGACAAGAUGACCUUCGUCGACGGCCAGUUCGUGUGGGACAAGGCUCUCCUGGCCCGUCAGGCCCGCCUCAACCACAAACCCUUCCAGUUCGAGUUCACCAUCGAGUCCACCAAGGCCCAAAAGGGUGUUGUCCGCGUCUUCCUGGGCCCCAAGUUCGACGAGUACGGCCAGGUCAUCCCCCUGAACUACAACCGCAAGAACUUCGUCCAGAUCGACAGCUUCGUCUACCCAUUCGUUGCCGGAGUCAACACCUUCAAGCGCAGCUCCAACGAGUUCUCGUGGACCGCCAAGGACAGGAUCACCUACACCGAACUGUACAAGUACGUGAUGCUGGCCAGCGAGGGCAAGUACGACUUCCCCCUGGACAUCAGCGAGCCCCACAACGCCUUCCCCGACCGCCUCGUCCUGCCCAAGGGCUGGGAACAGGGUAUGCCCAUGCAGUUCUACUACUUCGUCUCGCCCUAUGCCGAGGAGUACGAGCAGUUCUCCAACUUCGACUACACCUACGCCUCUGGAGUCGGCUCCGGCACCCGCUAUGUCGACAGCAAGCCCUUCGGCUACCCCUUCGACCGCCAGAUCGACGAAUACGACUUCUUCGUGCCCAACGGCUUCUUCCAGGACGUCAAGAUCUACUACGUCGACAGCUUCGCCAAGUACUUCGAGAAGAAGUACCCCAAGUUCGGCACCUUCGACUAUUCCAUCGAAUACUAGAGAGCUCUGUUCCCUUAGUCGUAGCUCUAGCUUUUCUAAGUGCAAUGCCAAAGGCAAAAAAAUCCAAACCAAAAAAAUGUAAAGACGAAAUCAAACGAAUAAAAACU